This is a messenger RNA of Dovyalis caffra, 933 nucleotides long. The record is from the annotation of a GenBank genome assembly. NCBI's taxonomy places the organism in Eukaryota, Viridiplantae, Streptophyta, Magnoliopsida, Malpighiales, Salicaceae.
AUGUCUUCGCAGCUUAGAUCAGUCUCUAUUUUGUUAUUGUUCUCAAUCUUUUCCUUCAUAGCUCACGCCACAGCUGUGACCGUCCCUCUAUCUUCCACAUUUAAAUAUGUGAAUGAAGGAGAAUUUGGGGACUAUAUUGUAGAGUAUGGUGCAAAUUAUCGAGUCCUAGACCCAUUCAAUUCCCCUUUCCAACUUUGCUUUUAUAACACCACCCCUAAUGCAUUCACCCUUGCUCUACGUAUGGGUACUGUCAGGUCUACUUCAACAAUGCGUUGGGUGUGGGAAGCCAACCGAGGAAACCCUGUUGGGGAAAAUGCCACCCUCACCUUUGGAGAGGAUGGAAACCUUGUGUUGGCGGAUGCUGAUGGUAGGAUUGCUUGGCAAACCAACACUGCCAAUAAAGGAGUGGUUCACUUCCAAGUGCUCCCCAAUGGUAACAUGGUACUUCAAGACGUAAAAGGCUACUUUAUUUGGCAAAGUUUUGACUAUCCCACUGAUACCUUAUUGGUGGGUCAGUCUCUUCGCGCUGGAAGUGCAGCUAGGCUUGUGAGUCGUCUCUCUGAGAAACAGAACUCGAAUGGAGCGUUUAGCCUGGUGAUGGAACCCAAAAGAUUGGCCAUGUAUCGAAAGAGCCCAAGCUCCCCAAAACCCAAGCUCUACUACACAUCUGAUAGGUUUAGUGUUAAGAAUGGUCGUUUACAAUAUGUGACAUUCCAAAGCAGGCCCGUGACAGAUGAGGUAUUUUCCUAUGAUCUGAGUUUGGAGUUCUCUACUGGAGGGAAGACCAUACUCGCUACACCCAAAUACAAUAGCACAUUGUCAUUUUUUCGACUUGGAGCAGACGGAAAUAUCAAGGUCUACACUUACAAUGAUAAAGUGGAUAUAGGUGCCUGGGAAGUCACCUUCAUUCUCUUCCCCAGUGGUAAACCUUGA